GAAAAUGCAAGCUCAACAAAAUAUAAAAUUCUGAACACUAAGAGAUAUUUGAACACAAUCAAGAUGGAAAUAAGCGACAGCGAGGAUGAAAAUGUCAUAGAGAAAUAUAUUAAAUCUAAUAAAGAUUUGAAUGCGAUAGGAUGGGCAGAUAGUAUUCCCCUGAGAAUUUACCAGUUAGCAGGAGUGAACUGGUUGAUUGACUGUUACAAGAAGGAGCAUGGAGCUAUUCUAGGAGAUGAAAUGGGUCUUGGUAAAACCUGUCAGACCAUAGCUUUUAUACUGUAUAAUCAGAGGUCAAAGAAGAAAGCUCAGCCGAGUCUAGUUGUAUGUCCACGGUCCGUGUUAGAAAACUGGGAUGCAGAAAUUAAGAGGUUUGCACCAACUUUGAAGGUCCUAUGUUAUACAGGAGACAAAGAAAAGAGGAACGAGUUAGCUCAGAAUAUGAAGAAUAAAUCCCAUAAUAUCAAUAUACUAGUCACAACAUAUGAGUUAUGUCUGAAAGACAGUGGAUUUUUAUCGUCUAUUCCUUGGACCUGUUUAGUAGUGGAUGAAGCUCACAGACUAAAGAACAAUGAAUCACAACUUCAUCUGACACUUAAAGAGUGGGAUAUACCACACAGUGUGUUGUUGACAGGUACACCUGUGCAGAACAACCUCCAGGAACUGUAUUCACUACUGAGUUUUAUAGCUCCAAGAAAAUUCAGAAAAUCUGGGCAAGACAAAUUUGUUGAUAAAUUCAGUGAUAUGGAUAAGAAUGGUAUGAAGGAACUUCACAGUCUUUUAAAACCUUAUCUGUUAAGGAGAACAAAAGAUGAAGUUUUAAAGGAUCUUCCUAAAAAGUCAGAGAUUGUUAUGUUUCAUGGAAUAUCUAAAUUACAGAAAAAAUUGUAUAAGGCAAUACUUACCAAAGAUAUCAGUGCGUUUGAAACGGUAAAUUAUCGUGGAGAAAUAAGUGCUCCAAAUUUAAUGAACAUUUUAAUGCAGCUAAGAAAAUGUGUCAAUCAUCCUUAUCUGUUUGAUGGUGUUGAACCAGAACCUUUUAUGAUUGGAGAUCAUUUAAUAGAUGUGAGUGGAAAACUAGCAUUAAUGGAUAAAAUGUUGUCUUAUCUGAAGUCAGCGGGACAUAAAGUGUUAUUGUUCUCACAGAUGACCCACAUGUUGGACAUUCUACAAGAUUAUCUUGGUUAUAGAGGUUAUAGUUAUGAAAGGUUAGAUGGAUCUGUCAGAGGAGAAGAAAGAUUUAUUGCUGUUCAGAACUUCAACAAAAAUGAAGAUACUUUUGUAUUUCUGCUUAGUACAAGAGCAGGAGGUCAGGGGUUAAAUUUGGUGGCAGCAGACACUGUGAUAUUUGUAGAUAGUGAUUUUAACCCACAGAAUGAUUUACAAGCUGCAGCAAGGGCUCAUAGGAUUGGUCAAACAAGACCUGUGAAGAUAGUUCGACUUAUUGGUAAAAACACAGUGGAGGAAAUAAUACUGAAGAGAGCUGAGGACAAACUUAAACUGACAGAAAAAGUUAUAGAGGAAGGAGAAUUCUCACUGGGAUUGUCUAAACAGAAAUUAUUUACUGAUGAUAAAGUUAAGCUGACAGACAUACUGAAGUUUGGAGUAGAUGAUCUGUUGAAAGAUGAUGACAGUUCUGAGUUGGAUCUGGACUUCACAGAACUGUUAGGUCCUACUGUGGGAGGUGAAUGGCAGGUCAAGGAAGAAGUUAUCGAGGAAGAGAAGGCAGACCAAAGUGAAGAAGAGAUGCCAGAUGAUCAUGGACCCCAGAGUAUGUAUGUAUUUGAGGGAACAGAUUACUCAAAAGAACCGUCUACUGCUGAUCAAAAGGCAUUCGAGGAAUUAAUAGAAGCUUCUAGAGUUGUAUUAGAGGAAGAUUUAGGAGAGAGAUCAUUGCGGAGAAAAACUUCACUGUUAAUGGGACCUCUAGCAGAAGGUGGCAGAAAACCAAGAAAACAACUAACACCUGAAGAGCUGGAGGAGAGAAUGAGAAAAAAAAAGGAAGCAGCAGAGAAGAGAGCAAAGUUAGCGGAAGAACAGGAAAUCAGAAGAGCACAGGAAAGAAGGAAGAAAAAAGAAGAGCUAUGGAAGGACAACAGUUACACCUCGGCCCGUGUAGAGGUCCCUAUCGAUGAGGAGGAUGAGGAAGAGGAUCUUUCUCAAAUUGACUUUGACCAGGAGGAUGACGAGAACAAACCAAAGUCACGGGCAAUCCAUUACAUCAGUGGUGAUGUCAUGAAACCUGUGGAUACUGGGUCAUCAGUAAACUUUAUAGUACAUUGUGCAGAUGAUUCUGGAGGCUGGGGUAAAGGAGGUGUGUUUACAGCAAUAUCUAAAAGAUCUGAGGUUCCAGAAAAACAGUAUGAACUGGCUGGUAACUUAUUAGAUUUAGCAUUAGGAGACUGUCACUUAAUACCACUGGAUGAAGAUAUGGAUGAAGUUGAUACUGAAAACUGGCUAGCAUUAUUGAUAGCUCAACAUAGAGAUAAAAGGAACAACUUAUCUGGUAUCAAACUGCCUGCCUUAAGGGAAGGACUACAAGCUGUUUACUAUGCUGCAAAAACUAGAUCAGCUAGUGUCCAUUUACCACGUAUAGGAUAUGACACUCCAGGAUUUAACUGGUAUGGUACAGAAAGGCUGAUAAAGAAACAUCUAGCAUCUAAAGGAAUUCCUACAUACAUUUAUUAUUACCCAAGAAGACAGACAUUAUUGAAAAGAAAAACAUCACUAGGUACAGACAGUGAUACACAAGUCAAGAAACCAAAACAUUCUGAUCAAUCUUCAAAUUCGUCAGUGAAGUCCAGUCUGGGUCUGUUGGAUUUAUUUUCUGAUCUAUCCUUAUAUAUCCAUCCUGACAAGUUUACAGCUGAUCAGUUGAAGACUUAUAGAAGAUAUGUCAUAGCGUACGAUGGUGAUAUACACCCUGUGAUAUCUGAAACCACAAAACUUGUAUUGAUCCAUCCUGAUGCUGAUACAAAAGGCAUCAAACUAGAGAACCUUGAUACACAGAUAGUAACAGAGAAAUGGUUAGAGCAGUGUUUAAUACAGAGAACUUGUUUAUCUACAGACAAAUAUAAACUAUCAUGAAGAAUUAGUUGUCAUGGUGUAGUGAUAUAGGAUAUAGAAACUUAUUAAUUUUAAUAGAGUUUACAUAGCAAAAUUCUCAUAAUAUUGGGAUAUGACCAACACAAUCAUGUAAUUAACAAACUAUUAGACCUCUAGAGGGUAUUAUGUUGUCUGGUCUGUUCAUCUAUUCAUUUGUCUGUUUCUUUUAGGGUUAAAGUUCUGGUAUAAUGUAGUUUACAAAUGAGGUUGAAUAUUUUGAGGUUUAAAUCUUAGGGUAAGCAAUUUUUUUCAUUAUUUAAGCACUGUUGUAUUUAAGACAUGCCUUUAAAGAAAGUCCAUUUUUUUAUAACUUUGAUAUAAAUGGCAGGAAAAUAAUUUUUUAUACCCCCACUCUGGUUGAGUAGGUAUACUGUGUUACUCUUGUCUCUCUCAUCAGCCUUUAUGUCCCAUUAAAUAUCUGUCACAUUUUUCUCAGGAAUUACAAAUAAAAGCUUCCUGAAAUUUGAUAUAAAGCUUCAUGUCAGCAUGCUUUACCCUGUGAUGCCGUUUCAGAUUUAUUGCUCAUCAACUUCCUGUUUACCGAAUAAUUAAAGCAGGGGUAUCGUUAGUGAGCUAUAGCUCAUUGUUCUACUUGUUUAUUCACAAAUGGUUGAUCAUUUUUAUAAUGCUCUUAUAAGAUUAUAAUUAUUUAUUUUGUUAGAUUUAUUUCUUGUUAAUUUUGUUAUUUUCAUGUAUAACUGAAGACAAAGAUAAGUUAAAUGUUCUGCUGGCAAAUAUGUACUGCUGGCUUUACUAAUCAUCCUGCUUCUUCAAAGACAUACAUUAAAUUAAAACAAAAAUAUCAUUAUAACUAGCAAAUAAUAUUUGAAAAGUAUAAUAUGGUAGUAAAAAAGAAACAGUACAUUAGAGAUUUGUGUAAAUGUUAAUGAUGAUCAUUAUUUUCAAUUUUAUCUCAGUACACUAUAGCAGUAUAAAUUUGCUGUUUUAAAAUUCAUCGUCAUGUUUAUUAUCACAGAAAACAACACCUUUUGUCUGUUAAAAGAAUAAAUGAACUUGUUUUUACUGUAAUUAAUUUACAUCCUUCAAAUAAUUUAUAGGGAAACAAUGUUAUAACAGACAAGUACAUUUGUCACUGUUGAAGAUGACAUUAAUUUAAAUUGAAAAUAUAAAUAUCCAUAUCCUAUUGCAUGAAUAAUUAUCUUUAUCUAAUUUGUAUUAUAAAUAGUGUAUUUCAACAAAACCAAUUUCAUAACCAUGGUGAUGAAUGUCAUUUGUUUAACUCCUAAAGGGGUUCCAUUUUUUUAUCAACCUUGAUUAAUUUUGAGAGGAACAAAUUAAGGCUUGAGGUGGUUCUAUUUAGGGUCUCACAUACAAUCGAUCCUGUUAUAGCCUCCCUCAACUCACUUCCUCUCAAUUAGUAGUUAGUCUUUCAUUUAUUUUUCAUAAAUAUUGUCCAUUAUAUUUGUAUCUGACUUCUUAUGAUAUUUUAAAACAAGUAUGGCAGCUAUUUUUUUUUUGGUCGUUUUUUUUUCUUAGAAAAAUUUUAGUCAGAAAGAGUAAAAAAAUAAUGAAUGAGAAAGUUAGUUUAGUCCAAUGACACAAGUAAAAACAUCGCAGGAGAAUGUAUUAUAAACUAUACAACCAAAAGGUUCUCUAAAUGAUGUUUAAUAUAAGAAGGAACCUAAUGUGAUUUCCUACUUGAGAGACAAACAUGGAGUUGUCAAUCAAUGUCUUAUCAGGGAACAGAAGUAAGAAUCAGAACUAUGAAGUAGUUAUCUGUAAUUACUAGUAUUGAUUUAUAGUACUAAAAUAUUAUCUAGAAGUGUUUGUAACUAAAAAGUAGAAAAUUUGUCUGAACUGUUUAUGUUAGUGAAUUGUGUAAGACUGUGAUAAUAAUAAAUGUUUUUAGUUUGA
Molecule: messenger RNA, 4980 nt
Organism: Mytilus californianus (California mussel)
Lineage: Eukaryota; Metazoa; Mollusca; Bivalvia; Mytilida; Mytilidae
Product: chromodomain-helicase-DNA-binding protein 1-like
Exons: 24
Coding region: 64-3087 (1007 amino acids)
Biological process (GO): DNA repair; chromatin remodeling
Molecular function (GO): ATP-dependent chromatin remodeler activity; ATP binding; DNA helicase activity
Source: RefSeq, a predicted model, not a curated record